ACUUUUGUUAAUUCUUUUUCACUAUUUUCUCUUUUUUGAAUUGGCUUUAAACAAAUUACAAACCCUUAUUUAAAUGCAUAUCAAAAGAAUAUCCAUCCAGGGCUUUAAUUGGAGAAACGGAUCAGGAAAGAGUAACUUUUUCGCCGCAGUUCGUUUCGUGCUAAGCGACGCAUACACAAAUCUCGGCCGCGAAGAGCGCCAAGCGCUACUCCACGAGGGAACCGGCCCAGCAACCAUCGACAACCGCUUCCCGACUGGCAAAGAGGAAACGGUGAUCCGGCGAACUAUAGGACUGAAAAAAGACGACUAUUCGCUUGACCGCAAGAGCUCGACCAAAGCAGAGAUUUCGAGUUUGCUCGAAAGCGCCGGAUUCUCCCGCUCCAACCCCUACUAUAUUGUGCCACAGGGCCGCAUUACCUCCUUGACACAUGCAAAGGACAACGAGAGAUUGGCGUUGCUCAAGGAGGUUGCUGGUACUCAGGUGUAUGAAUCGCGUCGGGAGGCCAGAACUGAGCGCACGCGUGUCAAGAUCACAGAGGACCUGGCUUUGAUCGAGGAACGCUUGGGCGAGCUUGAUGCAGAGAAGGACGAGCUAGACAAGUACAGAACCCUGGACCGCGAGCGCCGCUGUCUAGAGUACGCGAUCUACUCGCUGGAGCAAGAGGACGUGGUCGAGCAGUUGGACGAAAUCGACAUUAAGCGCGAGCAGCUUCUAGUUGCCGUAAAUGCCCGCCAGGAAGCAUAUCCGCGCGCCAAGCAGGCUCUGGAGCUGCUGCGCAUUGAGCGUGAGCAGCUGGCGGCCGAAGCCGAGGAUUACGCGCGUGCUCGUGCCCAAACCGAACAGGGCCGGUCAUCGGGCCGCGAUAGCAUCACUGAGCUCCGCCGCACUGUCGAUAGUCUGGCGCGAGACAUCCGCACGCGCGAGAACGAGGUUUUGCGCGUCGAGUCGCAGUACACCAAGGCGCUGGCAGUCGAAACCAAGCUGCGCGAGCAGUUUGAAGUGGCCGACCAACAGCGCAAGUCGCUUCUGCAGAAGCAGGGCCGCAGCAGCCAUUUUGGCAACAAGGCGCAGCGCGACGCCUGGCUUGCUAACGAGAUUGCCCAGCUCGGCGAGUCUAUCCAGCAGCAGCGCGUUCAGUAUGAGGCUGCCGAGAAGGAGCAUGCUGAUUUGCAGGCGCGCCUGGUGAUUAUCUCGCAGUCAAUUGCUGAGACCAGGGCGCGCGCUGAUACUAGUGUACAGCUGUCUGCUGAGAUGCAGGCCCGCGAAAUCCAGCUGAAGGAGGAGAAGGACGCGAAAAUCAGCCAGCGCAAGGGGCUGUGGCGCAAGGAGGCGCGGCUCGAAACCGAAAAUAGCGAUUUGCGCGAGGAGCUCAAGCGCGCAGAGAGGGCCAUUGGCAGCACGGUCGACCGCUCAACCAGCGAAGGUCUACAAGCCCUGUCUGCAAUCCGCGACGAGUUGGGCCUCAGCGGCAUCUAUGGGCCGCUGUUUGAGCUUUUUGAGGUCGACGAGACGUACCGCACGUGCGUCGAGACUAUUGCGGGCGCGAGCCUAUUCCACAUUGUCGUGGACACCGACGAGACCGCAACCAAGGUAUUGAACGAGCUGAAUCGGCAAAAGCUUGGCCGCCUGACAUUCAUGCCCCUCAAUCGGCUGCACCCCAGCCCGGCGACGUACCCCGGGGCCAGCGAUGCCAUCCCGAUGAUCGAGCGUCUGCGCUUUAACCGGCGCUACCAGCGCGCGUUCCAGCAGAUCUUCGGCAAAACCAUCAUCUGCCCGUCGCUGGACGUCGGCGGCAACUACGCGCGCAGCCUCGGGCUCACCGCAGUUACGCUCGAGGGCGACAAGGUUGACCGCCGCGGCGAGCUAAUGGGCGGCUUUGUCAGCCGCAAGGGCUCGCGCCUCGAGGCCGCCAAGGCGCUCGUGCAGGCCCGCGCCCGCGUCCAAGUGGCCGAAGUCCAGGCGAGAGAAACGCUGGCAACGCUGUCUGAGAUCACAGCACUGCACAGCGAGCUCCAGAUGAUCAACGCGCGCGUGUCCCAGGCAUCUAACGAGCGCACGAGCGCCAAGCUGGAGCUCAAGCAGCUGGUCAAGGAGGAGUCCGACGCGCGCAGCUUCAGCGAUAAUGCGAGCAAGGCCCUGGCCGCCCUCCGCGCACAGCACCGCAGCGCUGAGCUUGAGCUGCAGUCAUUGCAGGCUGAGCUCAAAACGCCGUUCACCCGUGGGAUCAGCGCCGAGGAGCGCACUGUGCUCGAGCGCCUGCUGACCGAGGUCGAUGGGCAGGCGGCUGAGCUCAGCAAGCUGUCGUCCACACGUGUUGAGCUCGAGAGCCGCCGCAAUGCAAUCGUUGUGCGCACGCGCGAGCUGGCCAAACUGGCUAAGCUGCAGGAAGACAUUGGCGAGCGGCUCGGCGAUGUGCACCGCGAGAUCGACGACAGAGUGCGCGAGAUUGCGGACCUCGAGAGGCAGAUCGAGGAAACCAAGGGGCGGCUGGACAACGAGACCCGGCGCGCAGAGAAGGAAAUGGAGCAGCUGGAGAAGUGCCUGGCACAGCGCAACCUGUAUCUGCAAAAGAAAAACGAGUACAUGCGCAAUAUCCAGGAUCUCGGCGUGCUCCCCGAGGAGGCGUUCCGAAACUUCAACCGCGCGCAGGUCCCCAAGCUGGCCAAGCGGCUCCACAAAACCAACGAGAAGCUCAAGCGGUUCGGCCAUGUCAACAAGAAGGCCUUUGAGCAGUUCAGCAUAUUUGCGCGGCAGCGUGAGAAUAUUCGGCAGCGCAAGCAGGAGCUUGACCAGUCCUCUGCGUCGAUCACCGAGCUGAUCGAAGUGCUCGACCAGCGCAAGGACGAGGCCAUUGAGCGCACGUUCAAGCAGGUGUCCAAGUACUUUGGCGAGGUCUUUGCCAAGCUUGUUCCGGUAGGAAAGGGCGCUUUGGUCAUGCUGAGGCGCACAGACAAGGAUGCCGACGACCCGAUGGAGGGCGGCGACGUGCUGUCGUCGGUCGAAAACUAUAUUGGCGUUUCCAUUCGGGUGUCCUUCAACAGCAAGACUGACGAGGGCCUGCGCAUGCAGCAGUUGUCUGGCGGCCAAAAGUCGCUGGUCGCGCUGGCGCUCAUUUUUGCGAUCCAGCGCUGCGACCCGGCGCCAUUCUAUCUGUUUGACGAGAUCGACGCCAACCUCGAUGCCAAAUAUCGCGUGGCAGUGGCUACCAUGAUCUACGAGCUUAGCCGCGACUCCCAGUUUGUCACCACGACUUUCCGCCCCGAGAUGCUGGUGCAUGCGGAUAAGUUCUAUGGCGUUACGUUCAACAACAAGGUCUCCAGUAUAUCGACCAUCGACCGGAGCAGAGCAACAGGGUUCAUUGAGAAUAUCCAACCUGCUCAUGUGCACGCGCCCGAGCCUGAGCCCGAGUCUGUGGCUGUGUCCGAGCCCGAGUCCCAACUAGCGUAGCUCUCUUUUUUGAACGCUUGGAUCAUUUGUUUGCACGCUAUUGAGUACCAAUACCAUUUUUUAAAUGUUUAUGCUUAUUUCAAAGAUUGGCUCAUCUUUGGUGGAUCCGCAUUGGCGGGGCAGAUCUUGGAACCCACUGAGAAAUAUUUUUUGGGGGAAGUUAUGCAUGCGGACUGCCAGGCCCACCGCCGCACGUGGCAAGCAAGCAGAUACAGCAUGUUGGGCAUGCGCUUCAUCAUAUCAUAUUCAUCUGCUUUCGCUCCCAACAAGCGCCAAGUUGUACUUGCAAUACAAAUUUAAGCGAUUUUUAUUUCAAUCAUGCACUGUAUGGAGCUUUUGCAUAGAAAAA
Kickxella alabastrina is the source of this 3797-nucleotide messenger RNA. RefSeq names its product chromosome segregation protein sudA. The transcript has 10 exons. Lineage: Eukaryota; Fungi; Kickxellomycota; Kickxellomycetes; Kickxellales; Kickxellaceae. Gene Ontology annotation, molecular function: cohesin loader activity; ATP binding; double-stranded DNA binding. Gene Ontology annotation, cellular component: chromosome. The coding region runs from base 74 to 3448 and encodes 1124 amino acids. The record is from RefSeq and is a predicted model, not a curated record. Gene Ontology annotation, biological process: mitotic sister chromatid cohesion.